This is a messenger RNA of Drosophila santomea, 524 nucleotides long. RefSeq lists its product as uncharacterized. The record is from RefSeq and is a predicted model, not a curated record. The transcript has 2 exons. The coding region runs from base 34 to 513 and encodes 159 amino acids. Lineage: Eukaryota; Metazoa; Arthropoda; Insecta; Diptera; Drosophilidae.
UUUGAUUUGUUAAAUAAAUAGUACUCAAAAAAUAUGAAAGUGUUGUACCAAGCUGUUAUACUUCUUGGUUUGUUUAAGCUACUGACUUCAAUAGAAUUAACGACAAUAAAUAACACAAUGUGUGUAGACUGUUCGAAGGACAACCAAGUUAAAUGUAUAAUUGAAGAAACAGGAUUUGAAUGUUUUAACGAGCACGCGAAGAAGAAAAUGAAGCAUUUCCAUGAAAAGCCAACGCCUCCACGUACCGUAGAUUUGGAUAUAUGCAUUCCAAAGGGUUUGAAAAUUCGUUGCAUUGAUGAGAGCACCUUUCUGAAAGUCAUCGUAUGGUCCCCUGAACUUGGAUGCCAAAUAGUACACAGAAAUUACCGAAAUAGGGAUACGUGUUUCACUGCCACUCUAUUUUGUCCUUGUGUUAAGGACGAAAGGGGAUCCGGAAAAGUACAGUCCACCAAUAGUUGGCUGCUUGUUAUAACCUUGUACUUAGUGCAACUUGAGAUAACUAAAAUAAAUUAAUCGACAAUACA